CAUGGCGACAGAGCAGACUGGAGAAAUUGAUGCGAUGGAAAAUUCGAUCCGAACUUCCCAUCCUGGGUUUAGCAAUGAAAAAUAUUCUCUGCUUGUUAUUGUCGGGGAACACAGCCGACCUGGCCUUGUGGAUUACGUGGUUGCCGAGAUAGAAAGAGGCAUUCGCUCCUGGGAUGUGGACCUGAUGGCCUGCAACCUGGACGAGCAGCUCAAGCUCUUCGUGUCGAGGCACUCCGCCUUCUUCUCAGAGGAGGUCAAAGGCCAGAGGACGCUGCAGCACAGUGGCGAUGUCCUGGAGACCCAGGUGGUGGUGAACCCCUCCCACCUGUGCAUGUGCUCGGAGGUGCGAAGGCUUAUUUCUGAUGUGUCGCGUCACAAAUUGCUGGUUCUUGCGGGACAGUGUGUGGAGGAGACUGGCGACUUAGUCUUGCAGACAGGGUGCUUCUCCCUCCAUGACUUCAUUCAGAUCUUUGCAGAUGAAGAGAUUGGUGAGCUGCUAAGCUCAGCAGACCCAACUCAAAAAGCUAGUCUUACCCUUGGCUGCCCCAACUCUGGUGUAUGGAAGAAUUCUGUACUGGAGAAACAUAACCUGCAGGACUUCAUUGAAAUCAAGACGAACCCACCAACAGUGCUACCAGAGAUGGAGGGACUGCAGGAAUUCACAGAGUAUCUUUCAGAGUCCCUGGAGCCACAGUCUCCUUUUGAAUUGCUGGAACCUCCCAGCACUGUAGGCUUCCUGAAGCUCUCCCGCCCUUGUUGCUACAUCUUCCCUGGUGGGAGAGGUGACUCUGCCUUCUUUGCUGUUAACGGUUUUAACAUAUUAGUCAAUGGUGGGUCUGACCCACGCUCCUGCUUCUGGAAGCUGGUGAGACAUUUGGACCGGGUUGAUUCCAUGUUGCUCACUCACAUUGGGGUUGACAACCUGCCCGGUGUGAACAGUCUGCUGCAGCGGAAAUCUGCAGAGCUGGAGGAGGAGCAGUCUAAUGGCUCCCAAAACAAUGAGGACUGGAUGAAGAACCUAAUUUCCCCUGAAGUUGGAGUGGUGUUCCUCAAUGCUCCGGAACGGCUGAAGACACUUCUUGGGGAUCCCAAAAUACUCCGUAGCUGUGACCAGGCUGCACUCACCUUGCAGUACUUGGAGAGACUGAUGAUCACACCAGAACCACUUUAUCGCUCCAACAGCUCUAAUAUUGAGCCUGUCAUCCUCUUCCAGAAAAUGGGAGUUGGUCGCCUAGAGAUGUAUGUACUCAACCCAGUUAAAGGUAGCAAGGAAUAUGAGGCUUUUCUGCAAAAUUGGCCUGGAAAUGGCUCUACCAUUAAAGCCUCGGAGAUGCCCUUGCCAUGCCUUGUCUCCAUCUGUGCUCUGCUUGUAUGGCAUCCCGCUAGUCCUCAAGAAAAGAUCAUUAGAGUUUUAUUUCCUGGGUGUACACCUCAAAGCAAAAUUCUGGAGGGGUUAGAGAAGUUAAAACACUUGGACUUUCUCAAGCACCCUGUAGUAUGUCUCAGGGAUCUUGAAACAUCCAAAUCUGAUAAGCAACCAAAACGUGCUGAGAGCAGGGAGAGUCUAAAGUCUGCAUCUAAAGACUCUAGACUUGGAAAUGCUGUUGUGAAAGAGAAGUUAAGUCGUAUUGACAUUAAGAAGCAAGAUCCCAAAGGCAAAGCCAAAGGGACAAAUGACAUAGCCUCAAAAGAAGGGAAAGAGAGUGAAGACAAACCCAAAUCGAAGGAAGGUGAUGUCAAACCAAAGCCACAAAAACUUGAUAAAGUUGUAACUAAGAAAGAACCAAUGAAGGAUGACAAGAAAGAAGUCAAAAAGAAAGAAGAAAAACCUGCAACCGGUAUUUCUAAGAAAGAGGAGAAUGGAGAGAAAAAGAAAGAGCCAGUGAAGAAGGAACCUCUUGCUGCAAAAUCUAGGAAAGACAUAAAGCCAGACCUGAAGAAGGAAAUGAAGAAGGAGUUGAAAGUUGAGGAGAAGAAACAAACAAAGGUUCCAGGCAAGGACAUCAAGAAACCGGCUACAGCAUCUGCAGCUGCAGCUUCAUCUGCUGGAGACCAAAAGAAAACUUCUGGAAAGAAUGGGACUUUAAAGAAAGAGAUGUCCUUAAAAAAGGAAGCUAUAAAUAAAGGGGCUAAACCAAAGACUGGCAAAAAGGAUCAGGAGAACCUUAAGACAUCAGGUGCCACUGAAGUGGAUGCAGAUCGCUCCAAGAUGUCAACACCAGAGGACAUGACGGCAGAAUUUGAGAAGCUGAGAGAGGAGCAAGGGCAGCAGGACAGGUGCACAGAUGAAGAGAACACUAAAACUGAGUGUAAAGUUAUUGAGAAUCAGACGGAGAAGUUGGAAGAAAGCAAUGGCAUGAAUGGAGCUAGAACAGAAGAGACUGAAAAUUUAGAUAGCCCAGAAAAGUUCCGCUCAAUGGAUACGUUUGGGAAUCCUACCAAGUCUAUUGGACCAUCAUCUCCUCUUGCCAAGACUCCAAAAAGUGACCGGAGUGUGAAUUUUGACGUCACACCCACAGAGUACCGACUGCUUGAUGGAGCCUUGAAGGAUAGCUUGUUGAGAAAUGGACAAGAAGAUGCAUGUGCUAGCUCUGAUGAGAAGACCCUGGAGCUGGUCUCUCCCCCAGGUUCAGGCCCAAACAGUGCUGGACAUACCCCUUUUCACCAAUCCCCUGAGGAGGAUUGCCUAGGCUCUGGAGAGGACAGCAGCCUUGGGGCUAAAGACAGUCGAGUCAUGGGAUCCUGUAGAAACUCUGAAUCAGGGUGUCUAAAAAGUAAUUUGGAGAACAAUUCAUCUUCCUCCCAGGACAAGCACUCUAGCUACUUGGUAUUGAGUCCCUUCAAGGACAUGCUACCUGAUGUUUCCCCAACUAUCACAACCCCAUCUUUACCAGCAGAAGUUGGUUCUCCACAUUCGACAGAAGUUGAUGAAUCUUUAUCUGUGUCUUUUGAGCAGGUUCUUCCACCCCUUUGUGAAUCUCCCAUGGAGGAGAUGGGUGAUCGGCUCUUUUCUAAUGGACACUUUGUUGACCCUGACUCCAAAGUGGGAAUGUCCCUGCCAUUGAGAACAUCUCAUAACAUUAGGCCACCGGGUGAUGGAUCAGAGGGAAGGCUCCCAGGACCACAGGGUCUUCUUACUGAAGUGCCUCCCCAUGAUGUUGACCUUUGCCUUGUCUCACCCUGUGAGUUCAAGCAUCACAAAUCUCCAGAGAACCAGCAGCAUCAAAUUUCUCCAGGGUUGGCUAACCCUAGCCCACACGACCUCUCAGAAGACAGUGACCUCUCCCAAGAGCUGGCUAAACCACUGGCGCAGCGUUGCACUGGCAACAACAGGCACUCACCUCAAGGCCAGGAGACCCCACCUACUUCUGCCAGUGAGUCCCUUCCUACAGCUUCUGACUCGGAUGUUCCCCCUGGGACAGAGGACUGCCCGUCCAUCACUGCAGAUUGUGCUUUAGAUUCUGAUGAUGAUUCUGCUGGAAUUUUCCCUCCUCAGCAGCCACAUGAUCUACCCAGCUCUCGCUCCUCUCACAGAGGCACACACUUUUCUUCUCAAGACCCUCCUCCAGCUCCCAUGAAGGAUUUGCCCCCACUGCCACCGCAGCCUGGGGCCUGUAUGGCUGACCCUGAGCCUGAAGCACAAGCUAAGAAUACAAAAAGUACCAUAACGAAACCCAAGAAAUCAGCAGGAGUCACUCAGAGGCCAGGCACAAGCAAUAGUUCAGUACAGAGCAGCAAGACUAAAUCUGGUACCCUCGGGAGCUCCAGUGGCUCUUUGAGGGCGAGCUCCAGCCUUGACACAAGACCCCCAUCUCGUGGUACCGCUAGCUCCCGAACAGGGACCACUAGGCCACCUGCAGCAGGCUCUUUGGGUACUAAGGCGGGUGCAGCUGGUGGAGUACCAGUUUGUUUGGACCUGGCAUACCUCCCCUCGAGCUUUGCAGCUGCCACUGUUGAUGUGGAGUUCUUCCGUCGCUUACGCUCUUCCUGCUACAUCGUCAGUGGAGAUGAGCCUCUGAAGGAGGCUGUCAUGAGGCCCAUUCUUGAUGCUCUACUGGAGGGCAAGACGGCAUGGCCUGGUGUUCAGGUGACCCUGAUCCCUACAUUUGACUCCCUUACAAUGCACGAGUGGUACCAGGAGACCCAUGAGAGGCAGAGGGAGCUGGGCAUCACAGUGCUGGGGAGCAACAGCACUGUCGCCAUGCAGGAGGAGACCUUCCCUGCCUGCAAGGUGGAGUUCUGAGAGAGUGGAGCAAAGAGGAGGUUGAAGAAACAAGAAAACCCGUCCUCUGUGGCCUGCAGAGAGACUCCCCCUCAUGCACCAUUCCCCUUCAUACAACCAAGUUUUUUUGUGAAAGCAGUUCCAUACCCCCUUAUCUGUGCUUCUCUCCUCCCCUUAUUUCCUGUCGAAUGGUUCAGGAGGUGUGGCAUACCACAUGCCUGUUAGGUUGUGGGGUCUUCUGCAUUUCCCCCUUCUGGAGAAGGGGAGCUAAUUACAGUCCCCGAACAAAUAUUCCCUUAUCUCAUUUUGCCAUGGGGAUAUCUAAUCAAAUGGGGUGGAAUCCGGUAUGGUCCCACUUGUCAUAAUAUUGAAAAUUCUGGUUCCACUUAUAUUUAUGGAAGCUGCUCAAUUAAAAUUAAUGCUUGGGGGGGGGGGGGGGCGGGGUGCACUGCAUAAUCAGUGCUGACGUAUAUUCCCUGACAUUCUGGGCAUCAACUGAGGAGAGAGGCAUCAACUGAGAAGAAAGAGCUGUCUGCGGAACAUUCUGAGACCCCUGACCCUCAGCCCAUAAUGGACAUGCCUUCAAAAUUCAAGUGGAAGGGUUUCCCAGUUUGUUUAUUUUUCGUAAGUUUUUCCUUAUACUGAUUUGCACAGUUCGUCCAAGGACAGAGGGAAAGUGAGGGGAAGGGAAGAUACAGGAAGGCAUGAAAGUCUUGCACUCCUAUCAAGAAGGGUCUUCUAAAAAAGUCACACCCUGAGGAUUGUGCGUCACUACAUCUUUAGCAUUCCCUGCAUGCUUUUGACAGGACUAAUAUUGGUAGGUCAGCAGCUCACCGUCUGGAGUAAUUAACAGGAAAAAAAUACUUGCGGAUGGACAGGGUGAGUUACAUAAAAGUAACUCCAUCAGUAGACUGUACAUGUAGGUAUUGAGGGAAUAUUCAUAACCUUUAAGGGUAUGUAAGUUGAAAGCGUGUAAUAAGAAGGUUUUGGAAGUCAACCAUAGAAUAAUAAAUGGUUACGGCAGAGAGGGAGUUAGAGGAUGAAAUUGGAUUGUAACCCAUUGCGAAUGGGAUUGUAACCCAUUGCGACCCAUGAUCGGGUCGUGCUCUCAAAGAAUGCAGUUAGCCACCUGGCUGUUGAACCAGCAUUGGAA
Molecule: messenger RNA, 5375 nt
Organism: Anguilla anguilla (European eel)
Lineage: Eukaryota; Metazoa; Chordata; Actinopteri; Anguilliformes; Anguillidae
Gene: map1sa
Product: microtubule-associated protein 1Sa
Exons: 7
Coding region: 2-4243 (1413 amino acids)
Biological process (GO): dendrite development; regulation of microtubule depolymerization; microtubule cytoskeleton organization
Cellular component (GO): neuronal cell body; microtubule; cytosol
Molecular function (GO): microtubule binding; actin binding
Source: RefSeq, a predicted model, not a curated record